CUGUCACCAAUACUGUCGCAUGAGAACCAUCCGCACCAUAGACGGACUAUAUAUAUAUAUGUAUAUAUUUUUGCUUAAAGUUAUCAUACACAUUUUUAUUAAUUGAAUCAACACUACAGUUAAUGCAAUGAAUAUAUAUUACAUUGUCAGUCUAUCAUAAUUAAAGUGUCUUUUUCAGUUUCUAAAGCCAUCAAUGAGGAGGUGACAUCAUGGGUAAGACUAAUUCGUAUGAAGACUUCUCUGUUCAGGUGUUCCGAUUUGCUAUUUAUAUAUCUCUGUUAAGUGCUGAAGAGACAGCAAAAGAGAAACAGUUGAUUGUGGUUCAGUGUUUGGUAAAAUUAAAGGGCAAGAGAAUGUUGGGUCCAAACUGCCUCACAAAUCCUCCAGUCUCCAAUGCAAGCGCUGGAAUAGGCCAUGUUGCGAACUUUGGUGGCCUCAAUACCUAUGUCACCGGCUCUCCUUUCGCCUUGCUUUCCAUCAUUCUUAUAUCUGACGUCUUUGGAUUUGAAGCACCUAAUUUGAGGACGUUAGCAGACAAGUCUGCAGCUGCUGGAUUUUUCGUGGCGGUUCCUGACUUCUUCCAUGGAGAUCCCUAUGUGAGUGAUAAUCCUUAUAAUAGGACAAUUGAUGAUUGGCUUAAAGAUCACGAUCCGAUUAAGGGAUCUGCUCAAGCAAAAGCAUUUAUUGAUGCAUUGAAAGAGAAAGGUGUUUCCAAAAUAGGGGCUGCUGGCUUCUGUUGGGGCGGGAAGGUUGCGGUUGAACUUUCAAAGACUGACUAUAUACAAGCUUCUGUGCUACUACAUCCUGCGUUUACCACUGUGGAUGAUUUCAAGGAUGUUAAGGUUCCAAUUUCAAUACUUGGAGCCGAGUUUGAUGAACUGACGCCACCAAAAGCCGUGAAACAAUAUGAAGAGGUUUUAGCUACAAAAUCUGAUCAUGUUGAUUAUUUCGUUAAGGUGUUCCGAAAUGUUUCUCAUGGCUGGACCACGAGAUAUAAUAAUAGUGAUCCAGUGGCUGUGGAGAAAGCAAAUGAGGCUCAUGAGUACAUGUUGAAGUGGUUUGUUCAGCAUCUUAAGUGAGAAGAUUUUACAGUGAAAGUACUUCAAAGUUACCUAAAGAUUUCAGCAGUGUGAAACUAUACAAUUCCAUUUUGUUUUUUGUUUUUUGUUUUUGUACGUUUUGAAUAAAACUUGGAUUUUUGUGUACCAUAAUAUAUAUGUAUUCAAUUUUAUAAAGGAUGUUCGAACU
Molecule: messenger RNA, 1248 nt
Organism: Ziziphus jujuba (common jujube)
Lineage: Eukaryota; Viridiplantae; Streptophyta; Magnoliopsida; Rosales; Rhamnaceae
Product: endo-1,3;1,4-beta-D-glucanase-like
Exons: 7
Coding region: 210-1079 (289 amino acids)
Molecular function (GO): hydrolase activity
Source: RefSeq, a predicted model, not a curated record